This is a messenger RNA of Osmerus eperlanus (European smelt), 4856 nucleotides long. Its product is annotated as neuroepithelial cell-transforming gene 1 protein-like. The record is from RefSeq and is a predicted model, not a curated record. The transcript is spliced from 12 exons. Bases 2230 to 3960 code for a protein of 576 amino acids. Gene Ontology annotation, molecular function: guanyl-nucleotide exchange factor activity. Lineage: Eukaryota; Metazoa; Chordata; Actinopteri; Osmeriformes; Osmeridae. Gene Ontology annotation, biological process: intracellular signal transduction; positive regulation of Rho protein signal transduction.
UCUAGCACCAUAUGAAAUCAGUGCUGUGGGGGUAGACAAACAACACAUGGAACCAGUGUCAUGAGAAAAUGGUGAUGUAAUCACAGUAGCUCUUCCCCUGAUAAUAGCCUGGCUUCUUUCACUCAUAUCGUAUUAUCAUUAAUAUGUCAUUAUUAUCUUCUUUCAGAUCUAUUCUAAAUGUAAUUUCAUUCCAUAGUUUCAUUUUAACUUGCAGUGUUAGUACUUUUCAAAAGUCACUAGUCAAAAGGCUAGUCUUGGUCCCACACUCCUGACCUCCAUCUUUUACUACUCCUCUUAGAAAAGAUCAUCAAUUUCCUCUGGAGAUGAGAGCACUCUGGGCUUUCUAGCACCGUUUAAAAUAAGUUAUAAAGUCUGGGGGUCAAUCUGAUACAAGGUCAACGUGUUAAUCAGUGUAGGAAACUACUUAACUGCUGUUUUAUAAUCUUAAUGUAUUUGAAUAGUUACAAAGUCAAUCUUUUUGACCUGUACCGUAUGUAAAAUUGUCAUUGAACAUUUGAAUAAAUACUUUAAACCUGUCUUGUGUGAAGGACUCCUUUAUUAAUUAGGUCCAGUGUGUGUUGACCCUGAACUUCUGCCUCAAUAUAUUUUAUGUAUUAUAUUUUUAAUGGCUCGUUGUAAAAUCCUAUUAGGAAAACAUAAUUGUGAAUUUACAUGUCCUAUCUGGCAGCAUGAUGACCUGAUGGAUUAGAGGCAUCCCAUGUCCUGUCUGACAUUAUCAAGUCGCUCCUCCAGUGAAGUCAGAAACUACAUUUCAGCUGACAGAUGGGUAUCCUGAUGAAAUGGGAAUGGAUGGCCUUGCAGAGGUGAUGACAUUUUCAUGGACAAGGACAAAACCACAGUCCAAGGAGCCAAUCACUUCCUGCUUGAUGGAUCACAGCCUAACCAUACGUUGAGUCUAGGACGAGGUAGUUGGGAGGGAGGUCACAUUGUAGGCAUGACUAUCAACCUUUGAGGUGUUGAGGCCCCACAACAAUGCAGGAGUGAUUAAAAUGUUCACUAGAGCGCCAGUGCAUCGUUUGAUAAUAUGCUUUGUUUGUUCUUGUUAGAGCAUGCAGAAUGUGUCUGCUUGGUGCAAUUAAUAAUGCAGAGAGAAUGUCAGAGCAGCCUUCAAAUUACAUAAUCAAAUAUUCCAAAUUUGAUCUGUCAUUGUGUUUCUCUGCCGUUGUUUAAACUGUAAGAACUCCUCACUAUUAUAUGCAAAUAUGUAUAGUACACCAUGGCAACAAAUGUAAAGCAGCAUGAGAAAGCAACAGUCCUGCAUACAAGCAUCCUUAUGUAAUAUUCAUAGGGUAUUUUGAUUUCCCUAUCCCAUUUCUGUUGUUAUUUGAUUGUCAGAUAUGUUUCUGAGUGAAAGAAAUGACCUUGAAUUCAGUGAGAGAAAUGUAUUCAACCAGAGUACAACAUGUUCUCCAUUAUCUCAUAAAUCGAACAUUGUUUCUUUUUGUCACACCAACAACCUCGGGUCUGAAUGUUUAGAAGGGUGCUCUGUCAGACUUGCUUAUUGGAUCAUUAGCCUACAAUACCUAGUUCAUAAUAUGAAAAGUGCAGUGUUGGAGAUAUUGAGAGAUGUGUGUUCUUAAUUUGACUGGGAUUCUUGAUUUACAUUGUGUUUGUGUAUCAAUGCCUUUAUUAAUGUGCACCUGGGAACUAGCUCGGAUUUGUUCAUGUAUAAAACAAUUGGUCAGAAGAAAUUCACAAAUUUUGCCAUUCAAAGUCUCUUGAUUGUUUGGUGCUUGAUAAUUAACUUUAAUUGGAGCCUGUCGUGGUUUUGAAACAAUACUUCCAAUAGCGCAUUCUCUUUACAUAAGUCAAUUAUUUUGUAUCAAAUUUUACUGCAUUGUAUUAUUAAUGUCCGUUAGCAGAAAGAGCCAGAUGUCUGUUUAAACAUAGUUCAUCAAACAUUUCCAAUAUAUUUAUUCUCGUGGUUUUCUGUGUCCGGUAAGAAAUACUUAACGGUGUAAGUUUUUAUGCAUUCUAAUACAUUCUCACAUUCACAUAAUCAGCCGGUUGUGUGCAAAUCAUGAAAGCCUCGAGCCCUUUUCCUAUUGGUCAUUUCUCAAGUUCCGCCAUAUUCAAACUUCCGCCGUCAUGCGUCUAUCCUCCCAAGAUUUUUGUCUUCGUCGUAUUGUUUUUGAAAGGGUUUAGUUUACCAGAUCCAUGCCAUACUUGAAUCCGAAUUUUUUAUUUUAACCACACACAAUUUCUCAAAUGGAGGAAAAAGAGGAAGUCGAAUCUUUUGCAGGGAAAAAGAUGAAACGCCGUAGAGUGUUUUCAACCAGGCCUUCUACCGUCAACACGGGUUCCGAGACAUCCCCCGACUCCGCAAGGAUCAACUCCAAAAAACCUCCACUGCAGAGGGGUAGUUCCUUUACCUUCCUGACACCAGGGACACCGUGGGAUUUCAGUCUGAAAAGAAAACGCAAAGAGAAGGAUGAUGACACUGUCAGUCUGUCCAGUUUUGACCUCAAGGAACCUAGUGUCAAGCGUGUCCGUCCACUGGGAAGAGUGUCAUCACUGGCCAAUCUGAUCUCCCCCUCUAAGAAUGGUGCAGUCCGACGCUUUGGUCAGACCAUCCAGUCCAUGUCCUUGCGUAGUGAUGGCAAGUCACCAAGCAUGUCCCUGAAGUCCUGCAGCAAGGCAGCAGCCCAGACUCCCACCAAACGCAGGAACAGCACACUGUGGUCUGAGAGCCUGGAUGUCCAUCAGAAGAGCACAUAUUCCACCAAAGAGAUCAAGAGACAGGAGGCCAUUCAUGAACUACUCAGAGGGGAGCAGGAUCUUAUUGAGGAUCUCCAAAUGGCGAGAAAGGCAUAUCACGACCCUAUGCUGAAGCUCUCCAUCAUGACAGACGAGGAGCUGGCUCAAAUAUUUGGAGAUCUAGAUGCUUACAUCCCUUUGCAUGAAGAUCUGUUGACUAAGCUUGCAAAUAGAACUGGCCCCAAUGGAACAGUAGGCCAGAUUGGACAGAUAGUCAUAGACUGGUUGCCUGGGCUGAAUGCAUACAAAGAAUACUGCAGUAACCAGCUGGCAGCCAAAGCUCUGCUGGACCAGAAGAAGCAGGACCGCAGAGUCCAGGACUUCUUACAGCGAUGCCUAGAGUCCCCUUUUAGCAGGAAGCUGGACCUGUGGAGCUUUCUGGACAUCCCUCGUUCCCGCCUGGUCAAAUACCCCCUACUGCUGAGGGAGAUCUUGAGACACACCUCACCAGAGCAUCCUGACAUAGCCUGUCUGGAGAGAGCAAUUGUUAUAAUCCAGGGAGUCCUGUCUGACAUCAACAUGAGAAAGGGAGAAUCUGAGUGCCAGUACUACAUUAAUAAGCUGGAGUACCUGGAUGAGAAGCAGAGAGACCCUGUCAUUGACAGCUGCAAGACGCUUCUGUGUCACGGAGAACUGCGUAAUAAGAGUGGCUCGAAACUGCAUGUAUUCUUGUUCUCUGAGCUACUGGUCCUAACCCGGCCAGUGACGAGGAAUGAGAAGAGCUGCUUUCAGGUGUACCGGCAGCCCAUACCAGUCCGGGAUCUGGCCCUGGAGGAAUUGCAGGAUGGGGAGAUCCGAAUGGGAGGCUCUUUCAGGGGAGUUCUUAGCAAUGGAGAGAAAGCCAAGAACAUUUUCCGUGUGCGUUCCAUGGAUCCAUCCCACGGGCAGUCCCACACUCUCCAGGUCAAUGACGUCUUCCACAAACAGCAAUGGCUCAACUGCCUGCGCAGUGCUAUUAAUUUACACCAGAAGUCUCAUCCCACUGACCACAAUGAGUCUAUCAGUGUUAAGCGACACUCUGCAGUUAAUCCUGAUGAAGUUUCAGGCGAGAACUGUCCCCAGUUCUCCGAGCCUGACCCUUGUCCUCAAACCCCUUCCUCAAACUCCUCUUCCCUCAAACGUAAACUGCACAGAAAGUGCAGUGGUAGUUCAGUGGGGAAGAGGAAGGAGACAGGAGUGUAGGUACUAGACCUAUGCUGAAUCUGUACAGGCGCUUUUGAGACAAGCACUUGGACACAAUUUGAUUUGUAUCUUGGACUUAUUCUUGUGUACUAGACUAGUAUAUUUCCAUUACAUACCUAUUUUGUAGUGGUUUUGCCAUAGCACAAGCCUGUCGUUAGUGAUGGCACUGGAAACUAUUUAGCUAUGUAAAAUCCCCUCCGUCCAGUUUGUGUGGUUUAUUGUCCCAUCAAAGUGAAGAGAAUUGUCUCAGUACAGACCUAUUUGUAGAUUACAAGGGAAUAUUCACACAGUAUGCCAAUGUGACUGAAUUAAUGUUUACAGCAGUUAAGUGAAAAUAUUUGCUCAAAUGACUAACCUUGUUUCUUGUAUACAUAGCAUUGUUUAGAACUCUUGUAAUGUGGUAAGGUCAUUGUAGUUAACAUGUAACUCUUUUCCACAGUCGUUGAUUAAUUGCUGUCCGUCCUGCAGGUGUGGUCUAUUGGAUGCUAUUAUGAUCACAAAGGCUUUGGCCAUGUCUCUUUUAAUGCAGCAGCUAGUGUUCUUGAUGUUCAGCCAGUAGAUAUUGUUUACAAACGCAUGUAAAUAAUUCAGUCAGAUAAAGGAUGUCUGGAGAAAAGGGAGAUAAAUGCUGGGAAAAGUGUUGUGUUUGUUGGGUCAGUUGCAGGGUGUGAGGUUUGUGAGUUAAGAAUGGUUUCUGUGAAGGUUCACUUGGUUGUGGGAAUAACGAAGGAAGCGAUUACCAGAACAAAGAUCUGACAUUAGACUUGCUACAUGUGAUGACGGUAUAGAAAAAGAAACGCUGUAAAACGACCUGUAUGUGUGACGACAAAUCGAAACAAUAAAGAAACCAAUUUGGGAUUUGAAGUUUUCAUGUUCCUAAAUGAAAAGCUCAGUGU